Molecule: messenger RNA, 2493 nt
Organism: Nezara viridula (southern green stink bug)
Lineage: Eukaryota; Metazoa; Arthropoda; Insecta; Hemiptera; Pentatomidae
Source: the annotation of a GenBank genome assembly
AUGAAAAGGAAAAAAGUUAUACAACGCCAAGUUUAUGAUAUUUUAACUUACAGAAUAAAAAAUUUGAAAUUUAUUUUGUUUUUAUUUUCUAUCGGAUUGUUUUUAUGUGUCAUAAAGUUGUUACCAUUUAACUUCGAUUCAACUGAGCCUGAUAAUAUUUUACCAUCAAAAUUUAGAUAUAGUUUGAACGAUCCAAUAGAUGUAGUAAUUACUUGGGUUAAUGGAUCUGAUCCCAAAUUUCAAAGCCAGAUUAGGCAUUAUGAAUCAAAAGCUCGACAGAUUGCUGCUGAGUAUUGUCCUUAUGAAAUAUGCUUACCAUCACAUAUUACUGCUUCAAGAAUGGUGCCUAUUAAGAAGUCAUUGAAAGAUUCUUCUCCAACUACAAUUAUUUCGGUUGAUAACAAAACAUGGACUGUGAUUAGUUGGGAGAAUCCAGAUUUUGCUAAGCAAAUGACUAGUACUGACUUUGUUUUGGAUGGGCAAUUCAUGAGAAUGUCUCAAGGAUUUUGGAUAACAGAUCAUAAUGCUUUAAAUAUUUAUAAAACUGAAGAUUCAUUGCUAAUAAAAUUAUUAGGAGAAAAAAUUGAACUUAGUGAUAAAAAAAUUAGAAAGUGGCUGGGCACUAACAUAAAGAAAACAUGGAUUUAUAGAAAUAUUGCUGUUGUUGAGUUUUUUACAUCAAAAGAAUCUCGUAAUAUUUUACAUGAUAGGCCAUGGAGAAUUAUGAAAAUAAAUCAAAAAAUGAGAUUAAAUAUUACAAGAGCUUUACUGCUUUUGGAAAUGCCUUCUAGAGUUCAAAUUGAGGAUAUGGGACCUUCUCGAUUCGAUGACAAAGAAGAACUUCGUUAUUGUUUAAGAUCUAUAUCAAAACAUGUGCCUUGGGUUAGAAAUGUUUAUUUAGUUACUAAUGGAGAAAUUCCUUAUUGGUUAAAUCUUGAUAAUCAAAAACUCAAACUAAUCACGCAUGAAGAAAUUUUUCUGAAUCAAAAUGAUUUGCCUACGUUCAGCAGCCCUGCUAUAGAAGUAAAUAUUCACAGGAUCCCUGGUUUGUCAGAAAAGUUUUUGUAUUUUAAUGAUGAUAUUUUGAUUGGAAAAGAUGUCUGGCCUGAAGACUUCAUUUCGCCUGCAUAUGGACAAAAGGUCUAUCUCUCUUGGCCUGUUCCGGAUUGCAGUCCCAAUUGCCCCUGGUCUUGGGUUCAAGAUGGUUCUUGUGACACCCCUUGUAACAUAUCAGCUUGCUCAUUUGAUGGAGGAGACUGUAUUUCUGAAAAUGCUUCAUUUAAAUCUGAUGUAGAAUAUGGAGAUUAUGAGGACAUAAAAUCACCUCUUAAAGAACAGUUUCCUGAAGAAAAUUAUGGAUUUUCAAAAGAUUUAGCCAGUUCCAAGAGUCUGGCGGGUAGAACUGAUAAUAAAUUUACAGAAAAUGGUGACCAUAAUCUAAACAAUAAUAGUUCUAAAAAAGGAAAACUUCCAUAUAAUGCUCAGUGGUCACUGUCAGGCGAUUUGGAUGAAACUCUGAGAAAGGAUAUAGAUACUUAUGCUAGGUCUUUGUUAUAUGUUAAUGAUCUAAUGAAUAGACAUUAUAAAUAUCAAAUGAGGAAAGUGCCUGCUCACAUGCCACAUUUGAUAGACAAGGUUAUUUUGAAUUUGCUUCAUAGCAAGUUUCAGAAGCAAUUUGAAGAAACUUCAUCUCACCGUUUUCGCUCUGCUAAUGACAUGCAGUUUGCAUUCUCAUACUUUCAAUUCAUUUUGAGUGAACGAGAAAUGCUAUCUGACUACGAAAUUUUUGAUAAGUUUGAUACAGAUAAUUCUGGGACAUGGUCAGAUCGUGAAAUACGAACAAUAAUGGCUCAACUUUAUCGGCUGCCACUUACCAAAGAUUCUGUUUCACAUUUUGAAGGAAUGCUUUCAAAAUGUAUGGAAGGACUUCCUACUGCACCUCAGCCUCCAUUCGAGCGUUACAUUGACUCUAAUUUGCCAGUCAUUGAGAAAAAAAGUUUUGUUAGAUGCAAUAAAGUGAUGAAAAUUAUGAGGGACAGGUUUGGAUCGCGCCCAAAAUAUAACCAUCUAGUUCUGAAAUCAUCAGAUGUUGAUUUAGCAACAAGCUUUCAAAUGGUUGUUUCGAAUGUCACCAUUUUCCUUACUUCUUUGGACCAAAUCAGAGCUAAUCCAAAGAAAUUCAUCUGUCUUAAUGAUAAUAUGGAUCAUGGUAGCAGUGAAAAUGAUUUGGCAAAGUCUGUACUUAUAGAUUUUUAUCAUUCUCUGUUCCCUAUUCCAUCAUCAUUUGAGUUGCCUCCUGAAGUCAGAAACCGAUUUUCAACUUAUCAGGAACUUGUCGCAUGGCAAAAUCGUAGAGCUACAUCCUUGUAUAUCUUUUCUGCUACUCUAAUUCUAUGUCUGCUUAUACUAUCCAUUGUUUGUUUCAAGCAAGAGUUGCUUGUGAUAAAGAAGAUCCUAUUUCGUAAUGAAUCAAGAAAAAAAUCUCAGACAUGA